Oryzias melastigma (Indian medaka) is the source of this 1358-nucleotide messenger RNA. RefSeq names its product phosphoglycolate phosphatase (gene pgp). Lineage: Eukaryota; Metazoa; Chordata; Actinopteri; Beloniformes; Adrianichthyidae. The record is from RefSeq and is a predicted model, not a curated record. Gene Ontology annotation, cellular component: cytoplasm. The transcript is spliced from 2 exons. The coding region runs from base 126 to 1049 and encodes 307 amino acids. Gene Ontology annotation, molecular function: sn-glycerol 3-phosphatase activity.
AAGAGCGCCGGUGCGGAAGUAGCCGAAGAAUCCCGGCGUCAUUCGGCGAAAGGUCAGCCCAGCUCCUCUUCUGCCUCCUCUGGACCCGAACCUUCUCCGGGUUCGAUCCGGCUCUCAAACGUCCCAUGUCUGGGUCCAAAUGCGCGCGGCUGCAGGGCGCGCGGCUGCAGCAGCUGCUGGACUCGGUGGACAGCAUCCUGUUCGACUGCGACGGCGUCAUCUGGCGGGGAGACCAGGCGGUCCCCGGCGCGCCGCAGGUCAUCAACCUGCUGAAGCGCCACGGGAAGAGGGUCUUCUUCGUCACCAACAACAGCACCAAGACCCGCAGGAUGUACGCGGACAAGAUGUCCACGCUGGGCUUUGACGUCACGGAGCAGGAGGUGUUCGGGACGGCGUUCUGCUGCGCCGCCUUCCUGCAGACGGCCUGCGGGCUGCGGGGUCAAAAGGUCUUCCUGAUGGGGAGCCAGGCCAUGAGGCAGGAGCUGGAGGCCGUGGGGAUCCGGCAGACCGGGGUGGGACCCGACCACGUCUCGGGGGGGCCGGGAGACUGGGCGAACGUGCCCCUGGACCCGGAGGUGAAGGCGGUGGUGGUGGGCUUCGACCAGGACUUCAGCUACAUGAAGCUGAACCGGGCCGUGCAGUACCUGAUCCAGAAGGACUGUCUGUUCGUGGGGACCAACAGGGACACCAGGCUGCCUCUGGAGGGGGGCCGAGCCGUCCCAGGUACAGGCUGCCUGCUGCAGGCCGUGGAGACGGCGGCCCAGCGCCAGGCCCAGACGGUGGGCAAACCCAGCCCCUUCAUGUUCGAAUGCCUUGCCUCCCAGUUCGGCGUGGAGCGCGAGCGCUGCCUGAUGGUGGGGGACCGCCUGGACACCGACAUCCUGCUGGGCUCCAACUGCGGCCUGAAGACCCUGCUCACCCUGACGGGGGUCAGCACCCUGGAGGACGUGGAGGGUCACGAGAAGAGUGGCUGCGAGGAGAGGCGGAAGAUGGUGCCGGACUUUUACGUGGAGAGCAUCGCUGACCUCCUUCCUGCUCUGCAGGGGUGAAGAACACAGAAGAUUUAUAUUAAUAAUAUAUAGAAGAGUACGGAGCUCCUAAAGGGACAUAAAAUUACAAAAAAAGUCCCUAAAAAGAGAGAAACCAGACAUAAUUUAAAUCUAAAAAGAUUGUUCUAGUGCGCACAAGAAACCAGUACUAUUCGUUUUUACUUUUGUUCCUUUAGGGGCUCCGUAGAGUGCUCUUUUGCAAAGCAGUUUGGCAACUCUACAGACACUUUCAUGUGCUCCUUUAUUUUGAAAUGUACGGAAAAUGUACAUUUUAGUCAGUAAAAAGACAGUUCUGGUGCGUACAACAAA